Pseudomyrmex gracilis is the source of this 1125-nucleotide messenger RNA. Its product is annotated as protein ALP1-like. The transcript has 2 exons. NCBI's taxonomy places the organism in Eukaryota, Metazoa, Arthropoda, Insecta, Hymenoptera, Formicidae. The record is from RefSeq and is a predicted model, not a curated record. The coding region runs from base 1 to 1125 and encodes 374 amino acids.
AUGGCGACAGUGGACAACNAACAGUUUAUAAAGUAUACAAGAAUGUCACAGACCAAUUUCUAUACAUUAUUAGGACUUGUACAACACAAAUUAGUGAAGCACAGCAGACGUGAGCCUAUAAGUCCGGAACAUAGGCUGGUUAUUACGUUAUUCUAUUUAUCUCAAGGUUGCAGUAUGCAGGUAGUUGCGUGGUCCUUUUUGAUUGGAAAAACUACCGCAUCUGUUAUAAUCAAAGAAACUUGCGAAGCGAUAUGGGUUGUUCUUAGUCCCAUAUAUUGCAAACAACCAACAGUCGAAGAAUGGAAAGAGAUAGCAAACGAAUUUUACAGACAGUGGAAUCUCCCUAACUGUUGCGGCGCAAUCGAUGGCAAGCAUAUUACAAUUCAAGCACCAAAUAAGUCAGGAACUGCUUUUUUUAAUUACAAGAAGAGAUUCAGCAUUGUCUUGAUGGCUGCUUGUGAUGCUGAUUAUGUAUUUACACUUAUAGACAUCGGAGCGUACGGAUCGCAAAAUGACGGUGGAGUGUUCUUGGAGUCAGCCUUUGGACAAGGAUUGGAAUCCGGUAAGAUAAAAUUACCAGCAAGCACAUUAUUACCAAACACAGAUAUGAAUUUUCCAUACUACUUCGUUGGAGAUGAUGCUUUUCCUUUAAAACCUUACAUUCUAAGACCUUAUCCGGGAAAGAAUUUAAAUCAAAAACAAAAAAUCUUUAAUUACCGAUUAUCGAGAGCAAGGAGAACAAUAGAAAAUUCAUUUGGCAUUUUAGCAUCGAGAUGGAGAAUCUUGCGAAAUAAUAUCAUUGCCGAAGUUGAUAAUGUAGAAAAGAUUGUCGCUGCCACAGUAUGUUUACAUAAUUUUCUGCGUAUUUCCGAAAAAAAUGCUCAAGAACAAGUAUAUUGCCCUUUAAAUUUUGCCGACACUGUUCGAGAUGAUGGUCACAUUAUACAAGGCUUGUUUCGAGAAGAAUAUGUUGAUAAUAGUUUUCAAAGGAUAGGACGCAUGGGUUCGAAUAAUCCAUUAAGAUCUAUGAUUGUUCUACGUAACAGUAUGGCACACUAUCUUUCGCGCNAAGGGGCAGUUCCUUGGCAGUGGGAGCAUGUUUCAAGAGGAUCCAGACCAGAGUGA